CAAAGACCAAAGGUUUUCAUUCACACCUACAGUCUCUAAAACUCUCUCUGUCUUCUCUAAAACCAUACAUAAGAACAACACGCCACAGUCACAAAUGUUUCAUUGAUAUUAACACUAAGAAGAUUAUGGAGAGGAAAGAUUUUGCAACAUUUUAUGAUCAUCAACAACAACAACAACCAGGCAUGUUUGAUAUGUCUACUAGUGAUUUAGGGUUUAUGGAUUUGUUAGGUAGCAACCAAGAUUUUAGUCCUUAUUUAUAUGAGAUGAUCCCACAGCAACAACAACAACUAUCUUCACUGCAAUAUCCAUCACCACCACCACCACCACCACCACCAUUUUCUGAAACUACAUCUGAUUUGACUAACUUGCCGGCUACGCCCAACUCCGACUCGAUCUCUUCGGCAACAUCUAAUGAAGCAGCUACUGAUAAUACUGAACAUGUCAACAACAAUAAAAUCUCUUCAAAGCAGGAUAAAGAACAAGAUGAUCAGAAGUCAAAACAACAAUCCAAAUCCAAAAAGAAACCACUGAAAAAGCAAAGAGAGCAGAGGUAUGCUUUCAAGACACAAAGUGAAGUUGAUCAUCUGGAAGAUGGCUACAGAUGGAGAAAAUAUGGACAAAAAGCUGUUAAGAAUAGUCCUUUCCCAAGGAGCUACUAUCGUUGCACCAGUGCCACAUGUGGUGUAAAGAAGCGAGUAGAACGAUGCUCGGAUGAUCCAUCGAUGGUUGUAACGACUUACGAAGGCCAGCAUACGCACCACAGUCCUGUUAUGACUCGCGGAAGUUCCAUUGGAAUGUCUCAGAGUUCUAUGAGUCAUUUCAAUAACUACGGCUCAAUGAUGCAGAACCAUUAUCAACAGCAACAACUUCACCUUCAACAACAGCAGCAACCCUAUAUGUACAAUUUACAGACACCUGGGAAUUAUAGUACUACUACCACAACAUCCCUUCCACCUUCAACUGCUCAUCAUAGUUUACUUCAUGAUCAGAGUCGGCACUAUAGCACUUCGUCAGCUUCAGCUUCAUAUCUUAGAGAUCAUGGACUCCUCCAAGAUAUCGUUCAAUCCGAUAGGCGCAAAGAUGAGUAGAACCAAUUUACAUGUUCUCAUCUCUGGAUAUUAUCUCUGUGCAAAUUCGAUAAUAUAUAGUACUUGAACACUGACGAGAGUUUCCGGAGAUCACUUGGAAAAAAAACCUUAGAGAUUAACCAUACAUUCACUACCAUUAUAUAUAACAGCCUUUAGUACUAUCAGUGUUCUUGGUUUUGAAUCUUUAUGUAGCCGUAGCUAGGUAGUUAAUAUAUCACUUUGUAUUAAACAUAAUGGAAGGACUUGCUAGUUCAUGCUAGUUUCAGCUUAUCGUUAUUGUCAAUAUUAAUGUAAAUCAAUUUUAUCAGUUUAGGGUAAUGUUUGUUUGUUCUA
This is a messenger RNA of Papaver somniferum (opium poppy), 1421 nucleotides long. RefSeq names its product probable WRKY transcription factor 48. Bases 126 to 1088 code for a protein of 320 amino acids. Gene Ontology annotation, molecular function: sequence-specific DNA binding; DNA-binding transcription factor activity. The transcript has 3 exons. Lineage: Eukaryota; Viridiplantae; Streptophyta; Magnoliopsida; Ranunculales; Papaveraceae. The record is from RefSeq and is a predicted model, not a curated record. Gene Ontology annotation, biological process: regulation of DNA-templated transcription.